AUGGAUAUUCGGGUGAAACAGGAGAAUCUCAGUCAACCAACAUCGACUCUUCCGGCGUGGAAACCCGCCGGUAACAGAAUCACUCCGCCUGGAGAAUACCAAGACGUUAUAAAUCUCAGCAGUAGCGACGAAGACGAAGCAUCCGAGUUUUGCGUAAACCCUGACGAAAUCGCGGAAGUAGAAAGCGCCGACCGAAGCGGUGGUUUCCCUCAAACCUUUUCCUCCGGUGAGAAGAGAGCGCGAAGUGAUUUCAACGCUUCUCCGGCGAAGAGGCUAGCGGUCGUGGUUCCGGAGGAGGAGGAAGACCAAGGGUUUUGCCGUUCGGUUCCACCACCGGGAACAGCGAUUGUGGCUCUUCCGGCGAUGAAGCCUAUUUCUUCUCUGGUAAAUUGCAAACAGUUCUGGAAAGCUGGAGAUUACGAUGAACCAUCAUGUGGUGCUUGGGAAGUUUCUGCAGGUGGAUUUGAUCAUGUAAGAGUCCAUCCCAAGUUCUUGCAUUCUAAUGCAACAAGUCACAAAUGGGCUCUUGGAGCUUUUGCUGAGCUAUUGGACAAUGCUUUGGAUGAGGUUCAUAGUGGAGCUACAUAUGUUAAUAUUGACACGCUCAACAAUAAGAAAGAUGAAAACAGGAUGGUCUUGAUUGAAGAUAAUGGGGGUGGAAUGAGUCCUGAAAAGAUGAGACAUUGUAUGUCUCUGGGAUACUCUGCAAAGAGCAAACUUGCAAACACCAUUGGACAGUAUGGCAAUGGAUUCAAGACUAGUACAAUGAGACUCGGAGCUGAUGUCAUUGUAUUCUCACGUUGCCGAGGAAAAGAUGGAAUGAGCUCUACGCAGAGUAUUGGGCUGCUGUCAUAUACAUUUCUGACGAGUACCGGGAAAGAGGACAUUGUUGUACCCAUGCUUGACUACGAAAGAAUAGGGUCUGAAUGGAGUCCAAUGCUACGGUCGUCGGUUGCUGAUUGGGAUAAGAACGUGGAAACAGUAGUUCAGUGGUCGCCAUUUUCUACUGAAGAAGAUCUUCUUAGCCAGUUUAAUCUGAUGAAGAAUCAUGGGACAAGGAUAAUCAUAUAUAACCUCUGGGAAGAUGACGAAGGAAUGCUAGAACUUGAUUUUGAUACUGAUCCACAUGAUAUUCAACUUAGAGGGGUCAAUCGAGACGAGAAAAACAUCAAAAUGGCUUCUCAAUUCCCCAACUCUAGACACUUCUUGACAUACAGGCACUCACUCAGGAGUUAUGUAUCGAUUCUGUACCUAAGAGUGCCACCUGAAUUCCGUAUCAUUCUCCGAGGAAGAGACGUUGAGCAUCACAACCUUGUGAAUGACAUGAUGCAGGCAGAUAAAAUUACUUAUCGGCCAAAAGAAGCUGCUGAUGGAUCCGCUAACCCCUCAAAUAUGAGUGCUGUCGUGACCAUUGGAUUUGUCAAGGAUGCAAAACAUCAUGUUGAUGUUCAAGGCUUCAAUGUUUACCACAAAAAUCGCCUUAUCAAGCCAUUUUGGAGGAUAUGGAAUGCAGCAGGAAGUGGUGGUCGUGGCGUCAUAGGUGUCUUGGAAGCUAAUUUCGUUGAGCCUGCUCAUGAUAAGCAAGGUUUUGAGCGUACAACAGUCUUGUCUAGACUGGAGGCACGGCUAGUUCAAAUGCAGAAGAAUUAUUGGAGAACUAACAGUCACAAGAUUGGAUAUGCGUCGCCCCAAGUUAAAAAGUCCGUAAAGGAUUCUCAAGACGGAGAAUCAUCACCAGAAGAAUAUGAUCCUAAAAGAUGGUCCUCGACUAGGAAAAGAAGUCCAGCUGCAGCUUCAGAAAAGUUCGACACAAUAUCAAAUGAGAGUCUUGGAGGAAAGGGAUCUGCUAAAGACACUAAAAGGACCGUUUCCAAAUCUAACAAACGAGCAAAGCCUCAAGGACCUCGUGCUGUAGAUGUUAUCAACAGUGAUGAUGACUCUGAUUAUGAUCCUUGUCUUGAAAGAAACGUCACUGAACUUCCUGAGAAGGUUCGUUCACAGAGCCCCAAGACGCAGUCUGGUACACGUACCGUGAGUCAAUUGGAACAAGAGAACGAAGAGUUGAGAGACAGACUAAGUAAAAAGGAAGAGGUUUUCAUGUUAUUGAAAGACGAGCUGCGACGUGAGAAAGAGCUACGCAAGAAACUUGAAGCUGAGAUUCAAACAACGAAAGAUGAGUUAGAAGAAAUGAAGAAAGAGCAAGAUAGUUUAAUCGCCAUAUUCUCAGAGGAUAGAGACAGACGUGACAAGGAAGAAGAAGAUCUCAGUAAAAAGCUAGAGGAGGCGUCGAGAACGAUCGAAGCGUUGUCAGAUGGAAAAGCUCGAGGUAGAUAA
Molecule: messenger RNA, 2334 nt
Organism: Microthlaspi erraticum
Lineage: Eukaryota; Viridiplantae; Streptophyta; Magnoliopsida; Brassicales; Brassicaceae
Source: the annotation of a GenBank genome assembly